This is a messenger RNA of Phytophthora sojae, 813 nucleotides long. RefSeq lists its product as hypothetical. The record is from RefSeq and is a predicted model, not a curated record. NCBI's taxonomy places the organism in Eukaryota, Oomycota, Peronosporomycetes, Peronosporales, Peronosporaceae. The coding region runs from base 1 to 813 and encodes 270 amino acids. The transcript is spliced from 2 exons.
AUGGAGAGGGUUGUUCGUGUUGAUGAUCAUCUCUCGCCGAUGCUCGAUGAAGACGCGCUCUUGGUCAUCAUGGACGAAGUGUGGAGCGAGCUGGACCACCUGCUGCCGCAGUUUGAACUGCUAGGCGACGACACUGGAGCUGACAAGGGAACACGCCGAAGCUUCAGUACAAUAUUUCAAAACGCAGAGUUGAAGUCGCUGCUGCGCCAGAACCCUAGACACUCAUGUGCUCGACCUGAACCUGAACAAGCAGGUGGAAGAGCUGCUCCAAAUGCUGCCGCACUGAAUGAACAUGGCGUCCCGUACGACGCAACACAGGACGAUGCCUUGUUCAGAAAGAUGGCAAGCAACGUGGACGAUCAGAACAGGAACAUGGAGGAAGUUCUCCGUCUUGUAGGGCUUCAAGAGGGCAACCCGGAGGUGACCAACGCCUUCAUUUGUCAGUCAAAGGGUCAGAGACGUGGGAACUUACUGGAGUCUCGCACGCGAAUCCUACUGCCAUUUGCCAGCCAAACUAUGGUAAAGGCUUUUUGGAGAAACGUCGAGAGUGAUGAGGGUGCAACGCUGAAGACGAAGCAAGCCGCCAGAAACCCUGUACGUACGCUCCUCCAUAAGUAUUGUGCUAUGGUUGUUAUCUCUAACAAUCCACUUGUUUGGGGUAGGCUCGGCUUGGCCUCUCGUAUCGCUGUUCAGAAGUACGAUGGUACGGUGGUGGUGGGCGAAUACAACUACACCAUGCGAAUGGUGACGAAGCCGUUCAUCGAGAAGGACCGCGUUGUCCAAGCGUUUGAGCGCAACCGCAGAAUGACCUGA